This is a messenger RNA of Oncorhynchus gorbuscha (pink salmon), 2125 nucleotides long. RefSeq names its product transmembrane protein 208-like. Gene Ontology annotation, biological process: vacuolar protein processing. The transcript is spliced from 6 exons. NCBI's taxonomy places the organism in Eukaryota, Metazoa, Chordata, Actinopteri, Salmoniformes, Salmonidae. Bases 186 to 710 code for a protein of 174 amino acids. The record is from RefSeq and is a predicted model, not a curated record. Gene Ontology annotation, cellular component: intracellular membrane-bounded organelle.
CUGCGCCGGAAGUAUAAUUCUUAAACGCUGAUGUGUUACCUUCAUUGAGAUCUGUUACAGUUGAACUUCAAGCCGGUGUUUGGUAUAACAGUCCAUCCAAAUUGCUCAAUACUGUACAAGUCGAUGUCAAAAAAGGACCUACUUCGCGUACGUGAAAAAAGCAGCAGCACAGGGUUGAGGAACUAAUGGCGCCCAAAGGUAAGGUCGGGACUAAAGGCAAGAAGCAAAUCUACGAGGAGAAUGAGGCGACACUCAAGUUCUACACCAGAGUAAUCUUGGGAGCCAACGCGAUAUACACUGCGUUAAACCUCUUGGUCUUCUAUAGCUCUUCAACGUUUUGGACAUGGUUUGCGCUGGUGUUUGCCCUGGCAGUGUGUGUGGGCAGUUACCGCGCCAUGUCUGCCAUGGCCCAAGCAGUGUUUGGUGAGGAUGGGAGUCUGCUCGAUGGUGGAAUAGAUCUGAACAUGGAGCAGGGGAUGGCAGAGCAUCUGAAGGAUGUUAUCCUGCUAACUGCUAUAUUACAAGUGCUCAGCACCAUCUCCUCCUGCUUCUGGUACCUUUGGCUGCUGGCCCCGGCCCGAGCAAUGUUCCUGCUGUGGGUGAACUUCCUAGGCCCCUGGUUUUCUGCCGAGACCCCUGGUGCAGCCCCAGAGGAGGUGAAUGAGAAGAAGCAGAGACGACAGGAGCGCAGACAGAUGAAGAGAUUCUAACUUGGCAGACUGCCGUAGUAUUUCUAUACGCAGAAUGAAUCUAAGUACAGCCAGGAACUCUACAGUUAAGUUAUUCAGGAGGAACUUUUGAUGUGUACACAAAGACAUCCAGGUAUGGAUAAAGAAUUCAACUGAACCCUGUGGGUUGUCUGGUUUUCCUCUCUCCCUAUCCCUCCAUCCUUCCAAUUCUUCCUCUCCCCUCUAUCAUUAAUUAUCCUUUUUCUUCACAUCUGGAGAGGAAAUCUUCCUUGUUGGGCUGAUGAUCUCGUCACCAGUACAUGUUGUCAUAUACCUUGGCCUGUAAUUUGUUUACAUCCAAUUGUUCAUAAUCUAGGUCUAUGUAUCACACCAAUUUCAUCUGAACUAGUGAAAAUUAUGUGGUGAUCUUACCCUAUGGCAGACCUUUUUAUUUUAGACUAUGCUCAUCAGAUCACACGCUCAUGCCCAAUUCCAAAUAGACCACUAGCCACUACCAUCUAGGUGCUAAUCUAGACCAAGGGGGAACUAUAACCUAAAUUUCACAGAUAUUUAUUUCAGAUCUACAUGCGGUGCAUAGGGUUAGGUGCUAGGUGUUGGUUUGGAAUUGGGCAUAUCUGACGAAGGUCAAAAUUAAAUCUGAUUGUGCUUUGUCUGCAAUGCACAGUUUAAAGGCAAUGUUCUCGCGGAGACUACAUUCACUGUUAAUUCUGCAUAUGUUGGCUUUUACGGAAAGGACUUUUACACUGAACAAAAAUAACAACGCAACAUGUAAAGUGUUGGUCUCAUGUUUCAUGAGGUGAAAUAAAAGAUCCUAGAAAUGUUCCAUAUGUACAAAAAGCUUAUUUCUCUCAUGUUGUGCACACAUUUGUUUACAUCCCUAUCAGUCAACAUUUGGUUACAUAAUCCAUCCACCUGACAGGUGUGGCAUAUCAAGAUGCUGAUUGAACAGCAGGAUCAUUUCCCCGGUGCACCUUGUGCUGGGGACAAUAAAAGGCCACUCUAAAAUGUGUAGUUUUGUCACAGAUGUCUCAAGUUGAGGGAGCAUGCCGACUGCAGGAAUGUCCACCAGAAUUGAAUGUUAAUUUCUCUACCAUAAGAGGCCUCCAUCAUUUUAGAGAAUUUGGCAGUACGUCCAACUGGCCUCACAACCGCAGACCACGCGUAUGGCUUCAUGUGGGCGAGUGAUUUGCUGUGGUCAACGUGAACAGAGUGCCCCAUGGUGGGGUUAUGGUAUGGGCAGGCAUAAGCUACGGACAACAAACACAAUUGCAUUUUAUCAAGGGCAAUUGGAAUGUAUAGAGAUACUGUAACAAGAUCCUGAGGCCCAUUGUCAUGCCAUUCAUCCACUGCCAUCACUUCAUGUUUCAGCAUGAUAAUGCACGGCCCCAUGUUGCAAGGAUCUCUACACAAUUUCUGGAAGCUGACAAUGUCCCCGU